AUGCCACCUCGAAGAAGAGAUAACUCGCGGGACUCAUAUCGGCGCCGAGAUCGUCGAGAUGACAGGAGGGACGAUCGGAGAGGUGAUAGGGACGAUCGAAGAGGUGAUAGAGACGAUCGAAGAGGUGAUAGAGACGAUCUCCGAGACGACAGACGAGACAGAGACAGAGGAGGCGACAGAGACAGAGACGACCGAAGAGGAGGAAGACGAUACAGAGACCGCAGUGACCGAAACGACAGUCUAGACCGCGAUCGAAAUGCGCGACGCAAUCGCGAACGAGACAACCGGGAUCGAGAACGCGAGUCUCGUAACAGAGACCGAGAAAGACGGCCUCGAUGGGACGUCAGGGAGAAGUCGCCUGUUCAAAAGCGCCAUGCUCGGGAGUUCAGUGAUGACGAUUCGGACGAGGAGGAGGAGAAGAAGGACGUGCCCAACUUUGAGUCGGGCGUCUUGAGUGGAGGAGGACAAGACAAGAAGAAGGACGAGCUUGCAUCAGUGGAAGUCAGGGAUAUCACAUACUCGGAGCCCGUGGAUGCUGGAGAGCCGCCACAGAGCAACCCGUUCAAUCUGUUUCUGUUUGAGCCUGGCCAGGACGACCCGAUCGAGAAGCUGGUGCUCGACAAACGGGGCUUCUAUCGGUUUGGAAGAGACUCGCAGCUCAACGACGUGCCUCUCCAUGAACUGUCGUGCUCAAAGGUGCAUGCUGCUUUGCAGUUUCGCAAAAUUGAAAACGUGAAUGACGAGGGUGAAACGUCGUUCCAGACGAACCUCUACGUCAUUGAUCUCGACAGCACUAACGGCACCUUCAUCAACGAUAAACAGAUUCCCACCAGCCGCUAUGUCCAGGUGCUGCCAAAAGACGUGCUUAGUUUCGGAGACCUGAGCACGGAUUAUGUUGUUGUUAGAGAGGAUGAAAAGAAGGAGCAACAGGGUUAA
Molecule: messenger RNA, 936 nt
Organism: Yarrowia lipolytica CLIB122
Lineage: Eukaryota; Fungi; Ascomycota; Dipodascomycetes; Dipodascales
Biological process (GO): mRNA splicing, via spliceosome; maintenance of RNA location
Cellular component (GO): nucleus
Molecular function (GO): protein binding; mRNA binding
Source: RefSeq, a predicted model, not a curated record